GGCGGGGCACCUUAAGGAGGGAAGGCAGUAAAUGAAGCUCUUGCAGCUCUUCAGUGGUUAGCUCUUCACUGUGGUCCUCCACCAACUCUUCCACAUCCAUCCGUGCGAGCAGCUGGUGGCAGUGGGUUGACAUGCCCCAUACAACCAAUAUAAGAUGGCAGUUCAUAAAUCUGGCAUGGAAUGUUUGGAGCAGCUGACGCGGAAGAAACUCUCAGGAGCCAGGUCCUCUAGUAUUCCUCCCAUGAAAACUGAUAAUAAACAUAACUCAAAGAGUAAAGGAUUUAACACGAGGAAGCGAGCCUCACUCACAAAAACUGAUGAACAGAAGGAAGCAAGUUUAAGUAACACAUCUCAUGAGCAAGUAGCUGCUAAAACAAAUGAAAAAAUUAAAAGACACUCAAGAUCUGAGAGUAAAGAGCUAAGAGUUAAACCAUCUUUAGAUGCAAAUGAGAAUAAAACAAAUCGAGAUUCUUCAAGGCAUCGGAGGCUGGACCCCCAAAAGAAACUGCAUAAUGAUACAAAAGGAGUGGUAAGCUGUCAUGAUAAAGAUUGUGAAGCUAGUGAUCUAGAUUUUUCAACAAUUGAACAAAAGAUAUUUGAAGGAUUUCCACUGGGAAAUAACUUUGACAGGGGAUCCUUAAAGAAAGAGAAAACUAAAAAGAAAAUGAUAAAUAGUUUACCUGCAUCAUCUCAGAAUAUGAAAACAAAUACCAGAUCAAGCAAAAUUGCCCUGUGCUUGAUAAAAAAAAUGUGCCAAGUAAAAGGAGCCAUAAUUCUCCAGCCAAAAUUAAUAAAAAAAGAGAAAAGGAUGUGAAUCUUGUAUCAAAAAGCUCAAUCCCACGAGACUUGAGUAAGGGCAAAAUUUCCAAACCAGUUACUAAUUCAAAAAAUAGGAGUGUCAAGUCAAAUAAGAAGACAUCUGUUACAGCUUCAGAUUCUGAUGUAAGUGACUGGGAGGAAGUCAAUGAAAUGGAAGGAGUCAAUGAAAUUGAGGAGCUACUCACUGGAUCACACUUGGCUAAAGCAAAACCUGAAGGGGUUCAGAUUGAGCUUGAUGCACCAGAUGUGUUGUGGGGCAUACGCAGGAGGAAGAAACGUACCGAAGAGGAGAUGAUUGAAGACUAUUUACGGAAGCGUGCUAAUCGAUCCAUCAAAGUAGUUCAUGAAAAUAUGCACAAAGUACAUCUCCUUUCCCUUUUUGCCUUUGGGAGGCAUGUCAACAAGAUUUUAAACUCUGAAGAGCUACUUGGUGCUGCUCUCUCCAUUAUUACCGACAAGAAAGCUUAUCCACCUAAGAGAUUAGAUUUUAAGCACCUGGAAGUACUUGUUGGCUGGUUUUCAAAGAAAAUCACAGUAAAACCUGAGGAUAUGGAAGAUGAUUAUUGGAGUCAUCCACUAAAACAGAUAUUGGCAGUGAGGUUUGAGAUGAAAAAAGCAUGUUCAAAUCAAGAGCUUGUGUUCAUGUUUGUUGUACUCUGUCGUGCCCUCGGAAUAAACACACGGUUGGUAUUGUCUUUACAACCAAUGAGUUGGAAACCAUCUAUGGAAAGCUUAAUUAAGCCACCAAAGAAAGGGGAGAAGAAAACUAUAGCUCCUGAACCAUCUUGUUCUUGGGACACAGAAAAUUCUCAGGACAAUUUAAAGAAACAGAAUAAUAAUGUGAAAAGAAACAAUAGAAAAAUGCUGUCAUCUGAUUCUGAAGUGGAAUCUAAAGGAAAUAAAGGUUCAGGUGUAAAGAAAAUAAAUAAGAAAGAAAACAUUCAAAAGAGAAAGUCUCUAAGUGAUGAUGGAGAGGAUAGUGACUUUGAUUUGAGCUAUAGUAAGAUAAAAAAAGGUCCAAAGUUACAAAGACAGAGAAGGUCUGACAAGAGAAACAGCAUGGAGGGUAAUGAGAACACUGAUAAGAGAAAAUUCUGUGGAAAAGUUGGAGAUGUAGAGGGUAAAAGAAGAAAAGGUGAGCCUUUCGUGGAAUGGAUAGAAGUGCAUGUUGAAGAGGAAGAGAAGUGGGUGUGCAUUGAUGUAACAAGAGCCAAAAUUCAUUGUAUAGUUGAAAUUGAGGCUCGUAUGCCAGCGGGAUCAGCUUAUAUCACUGCCUAUAAUGCCAACCUAACAGUGAAAGAUGUAACAAGGCGCUAUGUUUCUAGUUGGCUCUCCAGCGAAAAUAAAAUACGAUGCUGCAGUAAAUGGUGGGAGGAGUCACUGAAACCUUUUAAGGGACAAAGGACUCGACUAGAUAAGGAGGAGGACAAAGAAAUGGACCAAAUUCUUCAGGAGCAGCCACUACCAAGGAGCAUCGGAGAGUACAAAAAUCAUCCAUUGUAUGCUUUGCAACGCCAUCUUCUUAAGUUUGAAGCAAUCUACCCACCUGAUGUCUCUCCUGUUGGAUUCAUCAGAAGCGAACCAAUUUAUCCCCGUGAUAGCGUCUACAAUCUGCAUUCUCGGGACACUUGGGUGAAGGAAGCUAAGACAGUGAGAGUUGGGGAGGAACCAUACAAGGUUGUAAAAGCCCGACCUAAAUGGGAUAAGGUUGCAUGUAAAGUGAUCAAAGAUAUUCCAUUGGAGUUGUUUGGAGAGUGGCAAGUGGAAGACUAUGAACCUCCAGUGGCCUCAGGAGGAAAGGUUCCUCGUAAUGAAUAUGGCAAUGUGGAACUGUUCAAGCCAAGCAUGCUUCCAAAGGGAUGUGUACACAUUCCAAUUGCUGGCCUCAAUCGUGUAGCUCGAAAGCUGAAUAUUGACUGUGCUCCAGCAAUGGUAGGAUUUGAUUUUCACUCUGGCUGGACUCAUCCUGUUUAUGAUGGCUAUGUAAUUUGUGAGGAAUUCAAACAUAUACUACUAGAUGCAUGGAACCAGGAACAAACUGAACAAGCUAAAAGAGCAGAGGAAAAGAAGCAGAAAAGAAUUUAUGAUAACUGGAGGAGGUUGAUUCAAGGAAUUUUAGUAAAGGAAAGAGUGAGGAAAAAAUAUGGGAAUACCUCUCAGUCUGAUGAGGAAGAGAAACAGAUGCAAAAGGAAACUGUCCCCAAAAAGAUGGAGGAAAAGAAAAAGGAAAUAACUAAGAGAAAAAUCAAACAAAAGGAUAUUGAUGCAAUUCAACCUCCUCUUAUAACACAUCAGAUUAAUACUAGUCUUAGUAUAGAUUUUAGUUCCAGUGUUGUGGAAAUGGCUGAGAAGAGCAGGAGGAGAACUAUGACAACCAAAAACAGUGUCAAGAGAGAUUUUAUCAAGAGGAAAAUGACAGAUAAAGAUAAUAAAAAUGAUUUACCUGACAGUGAUAGUGAAAAUGAGCUUGAUGAUGAUAAAAAGAAAGAAAAAAUUAGAGCUAUUCUCCAGUGGGGAAAUGAAGCUGUAAUGCCUAUGCCUGACCUCAGUGAUGAUAGUGAUGUGGAAAGAGAUUCUCAGCCCUCAUCUCAUGUGGCUGGUCUUCAGUUUUCUAAUCCUUUCCACAGUUCCAAAAUAAAGGCUAGUAUGAGAAAGCAAGGAGACUCCAAAGGUAGUAAAUUGAGAAAAAGAACCAAAGAAUCCACAAAGCAGAACUCAUCAGAUUCCGAGUGUGUUACAGAUGUAUCCACUAGUCGUUCAACUACUCCUGAACCAAAAGUAGAAAAUGUUAGUAAUCUGGGAUACAGGAGAACAUCUCGCAGAUUCACAAAACAGAAGGUUAAGACGUACAAAGAGAGCGAAGGAGAAAGUGGAGCGGACAUUUCAAUCGAUGAGAGUGACUGUGAAGAUAAAUCUUAUGAUCCUAAAAAAGGAGAGAGAAUAGGUACUCAGGUAUUAAACAUGAAUGAGGGCAGUGAGACUGACUAAUUUCCAUUGUUUGGUGGAGAAACGGUGUAAAAUCUAAACAUAUACACCUACCAUCCGACUUACGACCGAGUUCGGUUCCGAGAAACCGGUCGUAAGUCGAAACAGACGCAAGUUGAACUUUACUACUUAAUAUCAAAAUAACAUUUUUGUUGACUUUAUUUUAUUGUUUUAUUUUGGUAUUUCAUGUUUUACUUUACUUUUUUAUGCUGUUAGUACUGUAUUUUAUACUGUAAGGUUUAGGAUAAACACUGUGUACAACACAAACACUUGUUUAUUUCCCAGAAAUUUGGCAUAAAAAACACGGUCGUAAGUCGAGUCGUCGUAUGUCGAGCAGGUUGUAAGUCGGAUGGUAGGUGUAUACAUAUAUAUCUUUCUUUCCUUCAACACACCGGCUGUAUCCCACCGAGGCGGGGUGGCCCAAAAGGAAAAACAAAAGUUUCUCUUUUUGUACAGUGGACCCCCGCAUACCGCACGCAUCGCAUACCGUACAAUCCGCAUACCGCUCGCUUUUUUCGCAAAAAUUUUGCCUCGCAUACCGCCCAAAAACCCGCUCACCGCUCUUCGUCCGAGACGCAUCCAAUGUGCGGCCUGAGCCACGCUCACAUGUUCCGCCGGUGGCAUUGUUUACCAGCCAGCCUCCGCGGUAACAUCCAAACAUACAAUCGGAACAUUUCGUAUUAUUACAGUGUUUUUGGUGAUUUUUUCUGGAAAAUAAGUGACCAUGGGCCCCAAGAAAGCUUCUAGUGCCAACCCUACAGCAAUAAGGGUGAGAAUUACUAUAGAGAUGAAGAAAAAGAUCAUUGAUAAGUAUGAAAGUGGAGUGCGUGUCUCCGAGCUGGCCAGGUUGUAUAAUAAACCCCAAUCAACCAUCGCUACUAUU
Molecule: messenger RNA, 4687 nt
Organism: Cherax quadricarinatus
Lineage: Eukaryota; Metazoa; Arthropoda; Malacostraca; Decapoda; Parastacidae
Gene: Xpc
Product: DNA repair protein complementing XP-C cells homolog
Biological process (GO): mismatch repair; nucleotide-excision repair
Cellular component (GO): cytoplasm; nucleus; XPC complex
Molecular function (GO): damaged DNA binding; single-stranded DNA binding
Source: RefSeq, a predicted model, not a curated record